Haplochromis burtoni (Burton's mouthbrooder) is the source of this 1985-nucleotide messenger RNA. RefSeq lists its product as uncharacterized. Gene Ontology annotation, cellular component: membrane. The record is from RefSeq and is a predicted model, not a curated record. Bases 456 to 1508 code for a protein of 350 amino acids. Lineage: Eukaryota; Metazoa; Chordata; Actinopteri; Cichliformes; Cichlidae. The transcript has 8 exons.
CACCGACAGCGAGCCUGAGGGGGAUGUUUCCCUGCAUUAGUCCGAGUCUGUGAUGUUUUAAAGUGAUUCCACUCUGCAGGUGAUGAUAACGUCACAGGUGUUUUCUAACCUUCAUCAUGUGACUUUUCUCUAAUUGCAGGAAAUCCUCAGGAUCAAACCUUCCACGCCUCCUGCUGCGAGCAUGAUGUCAUCAUGUUUACCUUUUGUUUGACUUUCACACAAACAUUCAGAGGAACAAAGGUUAAAAUCUCAGCUAGUCCUUCAUCCGAGAGCUUCCAGCUGCUCAUCAGAUCCAUGCGACACAGCAGACCUGCAGCGGGAGCACGCCUCUUUAUUUUCCAGGCCGCUGACGCUCCCUGAGUCACUGAGGACGAGGAAGGAGAGGAAGAGCGGUGCAGGGACAGACAGGCUCGAGGCGCGUCGGCAGCUCUGCAGCUCCACGUUUGUUCCUGAACAUGUUCUCCUGUCACGUUUGGUUCCUGCUCUCAGGUCUGAUCGGCUGCACGGGAAACUCCACAGCAGCGAUCUGGUUUUCGGUCCCUGAGAAUCACCACGUCUGUCUGCCGUGCGGCAGCUCUGGCAGCUCAGACGUGAUCUGGACUCGGCAGGAUCAGGAGGUCCUGGUGACCCGACGGGGCGGCUACAAGACCAACAAGGACCGCCGGCGCUACCGCCUCAUGGUUAAUGGCGACCUCUGCGUCUGGCAUCUGAAGGAGUCGGAUCAUGGAAGAUACCGCUGUAACCAGCAGCUGGUGGCUGAGCUGCAGGUGCUGACAGGUCGGGACUACACGGUGUCCGCGGGCCGGACGCUGCUGCUCCCCUGCAGCGGCUCCUCCAAACUCAAACAGAGGUGGUUCCAGCAGAGGGAGGGCGAGAGGCGGGAGGCCGUCCUCACCAAGUACAGAAACGGUACGGUGAAACCAGAAAGGGGCGGCGGCCGGCUGAGCUUCACCAACGACGCCCUGCAGAUCCAGGACCUGCAGCCAGAGGACGCUGGAGAGUACGUCUGCAACGGGCUGCUGCAGGCCAGAGUCACGGUCCUCGCAGCACACGCAGAGACGAGCAGCCAGCCUCCGUCCACCAGCACACCUCCAUCACCUGCAGUGGUGACAGCCGAAGUGGGAGAAAUAAAGAAGAAGAGCAACACGAGACCUGAGAACGUUCUGCUGCUGGUUGCUGUCGUCAGCGUGGGGUUGAUGGUCAUCUUCUUAGCUGCUGUCUGUGUGUUGCUGACCAGCAUGAAGUGCAGGAGGAGGAAACGCAGAGCUGCAGCAGCACCGACACGUGAAGACACAGAGCUGCAGCCAUGGAUGACGUCCAGCGCACCGACAGAGGGUGAGGACUUAGAGACCCCGCCCCUCUGUGGGGAGACGAUCCACUACGCCUCUCUGGGCCGACAGAACUGGAGAGAGAGACCCAGCAGGAGUCCGCCGGAGCAGAGCCACCACAGCGUCAUCUACUCCUCUGUCAUCAGCAGACCUGCAGCGAGAGCUGAGCACAAACUCUGAAAGUCUGAAAGUACGGUCGUGUGACGGGAAGCUUAGUUUCACCUGCAACACAAGCUGUUAAAAUCCUGUCAGUCAGUUUGGUUUCAUGUUUCACUCUCUGCUUCAGCAGCACAGCUGCUCUCACUGAGUCUUUACAUGUUACAGCGAGGACUCGUUUACAGGCGUCCACAUGUGGAGCGUCACAUCUGGACCGGCGGCCAUCAGGACAGAUCGUGGUGUCAGAAUCAGUUUAUUAGUAACAGACAAAGUGUGGAAUCUGUUCAUGGAAGCAGCACAGCAAACAUAUUUACAGCAGCAAUAUUCAGACACAUGUUUAAACACAGACAGAUUCCAAACUGACCCGAGGGAACUAUUCACACACAUGUGGGUAAAAAAGGAUUUUCUUUAGUUUAGUAAUUAUUUUUUGAAAGUGCGCUGCUGUGGCAGAUUUACAUUCAUGGCUGUUACUUUAUUAUUAACAGAAAUGUUUUACAAACG